Molecule: messenger RNA, 1315 nt
Organism: Trichoderma atroviride IMI 206040
Lineage: Eukaryota; Fungi; Ascomycota; Sordariomycetes; Hypocreales; Hypocreaceae
Source: RefSeq, a predicted model, not a curated record
AGCGACGAGAAAUGAGAUUCCGCCGCUUCUGCAGUGCAUGCUCUGUCCACCUCCGUUGCCCAGUGCUUUUUUCGAGGAUAAUAUCAUUAUGGUGCUGAGCGGCGAGACUUUCCACUACAGCCCAAGUGACUGCUUGUUUCCAUGAUAUCCAUACUAGAGCUAUUCCCUCCUAUUCAUGCCUGAAGCUCAAGAACAAGUCGAGAAAUGCAAAUUCGAACAUUCUUUCCCAAAUAGCAGUGCAACAUGGACGAAUGAGAAUGGCCAAAUGCAGAGCGUUGAUUGUCUCUCUCUUGAUAUCAACAUGGACACUUUAACCACCAACAAGGCCAUGUUCAAGCUUUCUUGCUCAAUUUUCCUUAAAAAGAAAGACAACAACAAACUAUUCAUCUAUCUAUUCAUACUACCUCCCAACAUCCGUACCAUUGAGUUGGAAGUCAACGGGGGCAACGUGUCGCUGCAUUUCUACAUGGAUCGAAACGCUGCACUUGUCGUCCCUAGAGAUGAUCCCGUUGAGCCUAAAGCAAGAUCUGAACAGCUGCUGAAUUUAAUGAAAGCGCUAUCCCUUGUCAAGGAUUUCACCAUUCAGCUGGGGAAUACCGACAUACCAGAGUCGAUCAAGUCAAACCUGGACCAUGCUGCAUCUAUAUUCUCGCCUAAUAGUCAAUGCCGCCCAGGCACAAACGAAGAAAUCUCUGAUCUUAAAUCGUUAUACAACGGUAAAGGAGGCGAGGUUUUUAAUGUAACCGCAGCUACUACAAGCAUCUCCAAAGAAGCAAGUGUACCACCGCCAUAUCCGUCAAAUAAGCAUAAACGUAAACGCGAACAGUCUGCUUCUGGCGAAGUGAUACACGAUUUGAGAAAAGACUUGGAGACUCGUUUGGCCCGCAUGGAGGCUUGCCUCGCCGAGACGCAAUCUCGCCUUGCCAAAACGGAAUCUCGCCUCGCCGAGCUAGAGGCUAGUCGUGAAGAAUCGGGGGAAGAAGGGACUGACCGUGGAAAAUACGGAGAAGAAGAGGUGGCGACUCAAGUUGGCGAACUCCUCGAUGAUUUCAUCUACUCCCAUGCGCUCGAGAAUAUGGUCGAAGACCUCGUGGGAAAAUACAUGAGCCAUCUCAACGUCGAUGUGGACGAUAUGUUUGCAGAGAAAGAGAACAGGUUCGAUGAGACUAUAGAGGAGAUAAAACAAGAUGUUAUGAAAGACUGUCGUGAGAUUGUACUUGAGCAAGUCAAACACCACUUGGCAGAGCUUAUAGAUACGCGACUUGAACUCAGCUUCAGUAAGAAGGAAUCAUGAUAAAUUUUAUUUUGCUCUGUA